AUGUCUCAACCAUUGACGAGUAUGUUGGUGGAGAGUCAAGCGUUGUACCUAGAUCCAGCAAUUCGAGAUUGGGUAUUAAUACCAAUUAUGGUAGUUAUGGUAUUAGUGGGGAUCUUUAGAGAUCAAGUAACGUUAUUAAUAGGAAGUACAAGUGGUAAAAAGGCUGGAAUUAAAGCUAUAAGAGAAACAAAGGCGUUAACCCGAGGAGUCACGUUAAGGAAUUAUGGAAACAAUAUACCAAGUUCAUCAUUUCUCAUAAGAAAGAAUUAUCUUUGUUCAUCAUAUAAAAAGGGUGAUUUCUUAAAAAAUCCCGCAUCGGCUAAUCAAGUAGUUAAUCCAAUGACGGAUCCCGCUGGUAUGGAAAUGAUGAUGGAAGGAAUGAAAAAAAAUUUCGCCAUGAUUAUACCUCAAACCGUUAUUAUGGGAUGGAUUAAUUUCUUUUUUUCUGGUUUUGUUUUAAUCAAAUUACCUUUUCCACUUACACUUCGAUUUAAAACAAUGUUGCAACGAGGUGUCGAAACUCCCGAUAUGGAUGUAACUUGGGUAUCAUCAUUAUCAUGGUAUUUCUUAAAUUUAUUUGGGUUGAGAAGCAUUUUCACUUUACUAUUAGGCGAAGAUAAUGCUGCUGAUGGUAUGCGUGAUAUGGCUGCCAUGUCUCAAAUGGGCGCGGCUUCUCCUGGUCAACCACAAGAUUUUAAUAAGCUCUUUUUGGCUGAAAGUGAAAAUCUUGAAUUAACACCCCAUAAUUGGGAAUUAGAUGAUAUUGAAGUGAGGUUAUUAGUUAAAUAUGGUAAAAGAGAAUUAGUUGAUAAUAAGGAUAUUAUUGAAAUGGAAGAUAUUUCUCCUAUUUCUUCUAAUGAUUUAUCAGAUGUUAAAGGAAAAAGUAAAAAGAAAAGGACGUGA
Messenger RNA from Funneliformis caledonium, 903 nucleotides. NCBI's taxonomy places the organism in Eukaryota, Fungi, Glomeromycota, Glomeromycetes, Glomerales, Glomeraceae. The record is from the annotation of a GenBank genome assembly.